UUUACAAGAGCACGUAGACAUUUGAACACCUCGAAGACUAUACUACGACACAGUACUGACUGGUUUCAAAAUUUUUGUCCACUAUGCGGCAUCUUCUCUUGUCACUGUCCCUUGUGGCGGCCGCCUGGUGCGCUUUUGUUCCGGCGAAUAAAUUGACUAAAACAACGACCACCUCGCCAGGGUGCUACUACUAUGGGCACUUCUACCAGCUGGGAGAGGUUGUAGUUUCUGAGACAGGCUGCUGGGGGCGCACCUACACAUGCGAGGCGAACGGCAUCAUGGGCCACGGUAUCCCCGGGGAAGACUGUUGCACCCAUGAAGGCGAGUAUCAUGAUGACGGUGAGAUUUUCUUCGACAGCGCUGGACAAGUCUGUCACUGUUUCGGUAACUCCACAGCGUCUCCUGUACCCACAUUUUGUCAAUCUCUCAGUGAGUUCAUGAUGUCUGGGUGAGAGGAGAACACACGCUGCUGAUUGGUCCAGCGGACUGAUGACGUCACCAGCGGGUUCCAUCGAUCCAACAUGGCGUCACAACAUGCUGAAACAUCGCCCAGUGUCACUCA
This is a messenger RNA of Branchiostoma belcheri (Belcher's lancelet), 562 nucleotides long. RefSeq lists its product as uncharacterized. The record is from RefSeq and is a predicted model, not a curated record. The transcript is spliced from 4 exons. NCBI's taxonomy places the organism in Eukaryota, Metazoa, Chordata, Leptocardii, Amphioxiformes, Branchiostomatidae. Bases 84 to 452 code for a protein of 122 amino acids.